CUCAUCUUGCUCUCAUCUUUUUCCUCUGUUUAUGAUUCCUCUCUUUUUCUGUCUUCUCUUACUCAUUCUUUUGUAUCAGACGUCUGCAUCACUCAACCAUCUGCAUCAUGGCUCUUGAAGAUAAUCUAGAUUUGGAACGCUCCAUCGACUGCAUCGCGUCGUCGAAAUUACAUCCGUAUCAAUAUUCUCAUCCUUAUGGCCUCGUGAGUGGUAGCAUUAGCCAUAACAACUCAGCAGUGGAUCUUCAUCAGGACAAGGACAAAGAACACGAAAAGGACCAGGAUCAGACACGUCCUAUUGGAAUUCAUUCACUCAAGCCCUCACUUUUACGAUAUAUUUUCUCAUUCCUAGCGAUUCAACACUACGACUAUCUUAAUCACCGCACACACACUGUCUAUAGUCAUCUGGGACCUGUUACUCUGGUCUGUAAGACUUGGAACAGUAUUGCCUCACCUCUUCUAUGGCAGGAACGAACCUUUCAUGGGUGGAAGGCUGGUGAAGAACUCAAUGUCUUUUUACAACUCACUGAGAACGCCGAUUUUUCUUCCACACACGAAUAUGGAGAGUUUGUCAAACGGAUUGAGAUUAUUGACUCACACGACGUAGUUGAUAAGCAGAAUGGUCAAUUUGUCAUCAACUGGAUCACACCCGACGUUAUCCUCGCACUAUCAGAACACUGCUGCAAACGUCUUCGAGACUUGACUCUUGUCUUUGCUACAGGACGCCAGGUUUCGACAGAGAAUGAGGAAGGACUCAUCCCAUGGGGUGCGAUCGCCGAGUCUUGUCGCCGACUCUUUGUGCUUUCACUUGCCAACUAUAUUUGUCCUGUGCUACCUGUGGGCCCGGGCCACCCUUUUCAUAUGUUUGCUACACAUACUAACCCCUUGACAGAAUUGGUACUCAAGAGAUGCAAGAGUAUCCCUUCAGAGACUUUUCAACAGCUCGCUCGCACUUGUAGCAAGGCCCUGACCAAGUUGGUAUUGCUCGAUUCGGAUGAGUUUCUGGGCACUUCAGAGAUGAUCGAAUUUGCACGACACUGUCCAGACCUGCGCCAUCUGAAUGUGUCCUGGAUUGAAACCGUCGAACCAAAGAUCAAUGAUGAAUUCAUGCUUGAGCUCACUUCCAACUGUCCACGACUCGAAUAUGUCUCACUAUUGGACGCAAACCAAAUCUCGGACGCGUCCUUUUCAACGCUUCCCAAGCUCCGGUAUUUACGGAACCUCAUCCUUCCUCGAGCAGGCACAACUGCAAGUGGGAUGGCCUACCGUCAAGAGUCGCUCGUUGCUUUGGCCAAGAGUUGCAAGCGAUUGGAACAGUUACAUCUGGUAGCGCCUGGAGCGACGACCAGUCGAUUCUUUGAAGGACUGUUGUACUGUCCAAAUCUUCAAGUUCUAGUGAUUGUCGAGUUGUGCAAAGGUCUGCUGAUCGACCAGCGCUUCAAAACAUUGGGUCUUGCCAAGUACGUAGACCCUGAGUCAUUAGAAUCAUACAAACUUGUCUGGCAUAAGAAGACUUGA
Messenger RNA from Lobosporangium transversale, 1517 nucleotides. RefSeq lists its product as hypothetical. Gene Ontology annotation, cellular component: SCF ubiquitin ligase complex. NCBI's taxonomy places the organism in Eukaryota, Fungi, Mortierellomycota, Mortierellomycetes, Mortierellales, Mortierellaceae. Gene Ontology annotation, biological process: SCF-dependent proteasomal ubiquitin-dependent protein catabolic process. The transcript has a single exon. Bases 108 to 1517 code for a protein of 469 amino acids. The record is from RefSeq and is a predicted model, not a curated record.